Messenger RNA from Serinus canaria (Common canary), 516 nucleotides. It is a transcript of the gene TIMM10, whose product is annotated as translocase of inner mitochondrial membrane 10. Gene Ontology annotation, cellular component: mitochondrial inner membrane. The coding region runs from base 181 to 453 and encodes 90 amino acids. The record is from RefSeq and is a predicted model, not a curated record. Gene Ontology annotation, biological process: protein insertion into mitochondrial inner membrane. The transcript is spliced from 2 exons. Lineage: Eukaryota; Metazoa; Chordata; Aves; Passeriformes; Fringillidae.
GGGGCGGGGCAGCUGCGCGGGUGGGCGGAAGCGCGGCGCCCACGUGGUUCCUGCAGGGAGCCGCCGCCGGGUCCCGAACCGACCGGGACCGUGGGGGUCCAACGGGGCGGAUCCGAGCGGGGUCGGGCCCAGAGGGACCGUGAUAGGGACCGGGACAGAGCGGGGCCGGUGCUGACCGCCAUGGAUCCGCUGCGGGCUCAGCAGCUGGCGGCCGAGCUGGAGGUUGAGAUGAUGGCCGACAUGUACAACCGGAUGACCCAGGCGUGCCACCGCAAGUGCGUCCCUCCGUUCUACAAGGAGUCGGAGCUGUCCAAAGGGGAAUGUGUGUGCCUGGACCGCUGCGUGGCCAAGUACCUGGAAGUGCACGAGCGGAUGGGCAAGAAGCUGACGGAGCUGUCGCUGCAGGACGAGGAGCUGCUCAAGCGAAUGCAGCAGGGCAGCGGCACCGCCUGAGCCCCCACCCAUCACCCCAAUAAACCUGGGCGUCUGCUGUGCUCCCCUCGCCCCCCAAACUCA